This is a messenger RNA of Eremothecium gossypii ATCC 10895, 597 nucleotides long. It is a transcript of the gene ARL3, whose product is annotated as Arf family GTPase ARL3. Lineage: Eukaryota; Fungi; Ascomycota; Saccharomycetes; Saccharomycetales; Saccharomycetaceae. Gene Ontology annotation, molecular function: GTP binding; GTPase activity. Gene Ontology annotation, cellular component: Golgi apparatus. The transcript has a single exon. The coding region runs from base 1 to 597 and encodes 198 amino acids. Gene Ontology annotation, biological process: Golgi to plasma membrane protein transport; intracellular protein transport; protein localization to organelle. The record is from RefSeq and is marked provisional.
AUGUUCCAUCUGGCACAGGGGUUGUACCGCAACUGGAAUAAAAAGGAACAUUACUCGGUGCUCAUCCUCGGGCUGGACAAUGCCGGUAAGACCACCUUCCUGGAGCAGCUCAAGGCAGUGUACCACUUGUACGCGAAGCCGCUAGAGAAGAUCGUGCCGACUGUCGGCCAGAACGUCGCGACCGUGCCGCUGGACAAGACGACGCUCCUGAAGUUCUGGGACGUCGGCGGCCAGGAGGCGCUGCGCGCCAUGUGGUCGGAAUAUUAUGUCCAGACGCACGGCAUCAUCUUCAUCAUCGACAGCACGGACCGCGAGCGCCUCCAGGAGUGCUGCGACUCGCUGCGCUCCAUCGUCACCGACGACGGCGUCGAGGGCGUUCCCAUCCUCAUGCUGGCCAACAAGCAGGACCGCGAGGACAAGAUGGAGCUGCACGACAUCAAGCAGGUCUUCAACAAGCUCGCCCUGCACCUCGAGGCCCGCGACAGCCGCGUCCUACCCAUCAGCGCCCUGACUGGCGAGGGCAUCCAGAGCGCCGCCGAGUGGCUGCUGGUCCGCCUCAAGCGCAACAAGCAGACGCGGCCCCCAAUCUACAAGUAG